AUGAAUGACAAAGAUAAAAGAAGUCCAAAGAAGAUUAUUAAGACUAAGAUCAGGUUGAUCAGCUCCAUCAAUAUGCAUCUAACAAAGACAAUAUAUGCUCCACUCAUAUCUCACUGCAAAGGGAUUACCCCAAUUCACAUUAACAGUUUAAAACAAGACUCUGAGCCAAAACAUCUAGACAAAACUCUAAGUGUCUAAAACAAUUUCAGUACUUAAUAACCUAACACCCAUUCACAUUACCC
This is a messenger RNA of Moneuplotes crassus, 242 nucleotides long. NCBI's taxonomy places the organism in Eukaryota, Ciliophora, Spirotrichea, Euplotida, Euplotidae. The record is from the annotation of a GenBank genome assembly.